AAUCAACUUCCGGUAUAUCAACUCCUGCAAGUGCCGGUUGAUCGAUCUAUCCUGGUAGGAAAGGACACGUUCUUAUUCUCCUUUAAUCGCACUACAGCUUUGUGAGAUUAUAGAUACACAGAUAUAUAAAAGCGACUGGAGACAUUUGAACAAAUCGGUUCUCAAACCCUUUCAAGUUCAAGUCGUCAUUUGCUAUCUAGCAACGUUUAAUCAUGCUGCUACGUAAAGUCACUCAAAAUGCAGCGCUGUGUAACGCUGUGCUUCGCCUACCACAAUCCGUGUCAGGGGCACAACGCCAUGCAGGAGCUGUCCUAGCUGUGCAACGUCUGCGUCCUUAUGUUAGCCAAAGUGCUGAGGUGGUGUUGGAGAAGUCCGCAGCCGCCACUGAUGUUGCCACCGAGGCUGGAGGAGUGGACAAGAAGGCUGCCAGUGUGGAGUCAAAAUCCUUUGCUGUGAACAUGUUUAAAGGGCAGAUCAGUACCUCACAGGUGUUCCCCUUUCCCACAGUGCUGAAUGAGGAGCAGUCUGAGUUUCUCAGGGAGCUGGUGGGACCUUGUUCGAAGUUCUUUGACGAGGUAAAUGACCCUGCCCUGAAUGAUCAACUGGAGAUGGUAGAGGAAAAAACCUUGGAGGGGCUGAAGGAGAUGGGAGCUUUUGGCCUGCAGGUUCCUGCUGAUCUGGGUGGCGUGGGCCUCAACAACACACAGUAUGCCAGGCUGGUGGAGAUUGUGGGCAUGCAUGACCUGGGUGUGGGCAUCACUCUUGGAGCGCACCAGUCCAUCGGCUUUAAGGGCAUUCUCCUCUUCGGCAACAAGCAACAGAAAGAGAAGUACCUUCCCAAGCUGGCCUCAGGUGAAACAAUCGCUGCAUAUUGUCUGACUGAGCCAUCUAGUGGUUCGGAUGCUGCCUCUAUCAGGUCUGUUGCUGUUCCCUCACCCUGUGGAAAGUACUUCACCCUCAGUGGAAGUAAAAUUUGGAUCAGUAAUGGAGGCCUGGCUGAAAUCUUUACUGUAUUUGCUAAGACUCCAGUGAAAGAUGAGAAAACUGGAGAAGUGAAGGACAAGAUCACUGCAUUCAUUGUUGAAAAAAGCUUCAGAGGAGUCACACAUGGCCCUGCCGAGAAGAAGAUGGGCAUCAAGGCCUCAAACACAGCAGAGGUGUACUUUGAGAAUGUGCGUGUUCCGGCCGAGUGUGUACUGGGAGAAAUCGGCGGAGGAUUUAAGGUGGCCAUGAAUAUCCUUAACAACGGGCGCUUUGGCAUGGCUGCAGCACUCUCGGGAACCAUGAAGGGUGUUCUCGCUAAAGCGGUGGACCACGCUGCCAACAGAACACAGUUUGGUAACAAAAUCCACAACUACGGAGUCAUACAGGAGAAAAUGGCCAGAAUGGCCAUGAUGCAGUAUGUUGCAGAGUCUAUGGCCUACAUGGUCAGUGGGAACAUGGACAGUGGAGCAACAGAUUUCCAGAUCGAGGCUGCGAUCAGUAAAAUCUUUGCCUCUGAAGCAGCAUGGACUGUGACAGAUGAGUGUAUUCAGAUUAUGGGUGGAAUGGGUUAUAUGAAGGACGCUGGUGUCGAGAGGGUCAUGCGAGACCUGCGAAUCUUCCGUAUCUUUGAGGGCACCAACGAUAUUCUACGACUCUUUGUGGCGCUCAACGGCUUCCAGAAUGCAGGAAAUCAACUGAAGAACUUAGAAAAAGCUCUGAAAAGUCCAUUCAGCAAUGCCGGUUUAUUGGCUGGGGAGAUCACCAAACGUGCCAAAAGGAAGGCUGGCAUGGGUACAGGCCUCACGCUGCAGGGAAGUGUCCAUCCAGAACUGGCCCAUAGUGGUGCUCUGGCAGUUAAAGCCAUCGAGCAGUUUGGAGAGGUGAUUGAAGAACUGCUUCUAAAGCAUGGCAAGAGGAUCAUUGAUGAGCAGUUUGUGCUGAAAAGAGUUGCAGACUGUGCGAUUGACUUGUAUGCUAUGGUUGUGGUGCUCUCCAGGGCUUCCAGGUCUUUGAGUCAGGGUCACUCAUCUGCUCAGCAUGAGAAGAUGCUUUGUGAAACCUGGUGCACUGAGGCUCAUGAGAGAAUCAUGCAGGACAUCAAGUUCUUGCGGUCAGGUACAUCCAAGCAGAUCUUCAAGAACCUGCGUGCCAUUUCUGCAGCUGUGGUAGAGAACGGAGGGGUGGUUUCUCCUCAUCCCUUGGGCUUUUAAAAAUCACUUUCCUCUUUCUUACUGCCAUCAGCCAGUCGUAAUCAAACCUUCUUUUAGACAUAAGAUUUCAUACGACUGCUGACAGCUCAUUGCUGUCAAGCUGGGUGAGUGGAGGGAAUUGUACAACUGUAAGACUUGCCAGUAUCAGUCAGUAAAGUUCAUUGCUGAUCCUAUAUA
Ictalurus furcatus (blue catfish) is the source of this 2372-nucleotide messenger RNA. It is a transcript of the gene acadvl, whose product is annotated as acyl-CoA dehydrogenase very long chain. Gene Ontology annotation, molecular function: fatty-acyl-CoA binding; very-long-chain fatty acyl-CoA dehydrogenase activity; flavin adenine dinucleotide binding. Lineage: Eukaryota; Metazoa; Chordata; Actinopteri; Siluriformes; Ictaluridae. The record is from RefSeq and is a predicted model, not a curated record. The transcript is spliced from 21 exons. Bases 213 to 2195 code for a protein of 660 amino acids.